GGUGGCCGGUGGCGGUACUGAUUAGCCAGCAGGACUCUCGCUGCGUUGAGUCAGUCCGCUGUAGCUCUGCCGACUGGAGGGAUGUGACCCCGGAACAGGACGCCCUCCUACAACAACACACCAUUCAAACAGAGCACAGAAGAAAGAAAAGCUGGACCAGGAGGGAGCCACAGGAGCAGGGGGGAUGAACCGCGAGGAGGCCCCGGGGAAGUCUCCUGAAGACAUGUACAUCCAACAGAAAGUGCGGGUCCUUCUCAUGCUAAAGAAAAUGGGAUCAAAUCUCACACCGAGUGAAGAGGCUUUUCUCCGAAAUUACGCAGGUGUGGUCCACAGUCAGAUGAGCCAGCUACCACAGCACAACAUAGACCAGGGUGCUGAGGAUGUGGUGAUGGCGUUCUCGCGGUCAGAGACGGAGGAUCGGCGACAGUGACCCUGGGCCCCCCCAUCCCGCCCCACUGCAUCCCACCCCGCCCCCGUCCGGCCCCGCACGUGAUCCACAACGACCCAGACUCCACAAACCAUGACACUGACGAGCUCAGGAGAGGAGGGGCACCAGGAAGGGACAGAAGAGGAGGGGAAGAGACACCAGGAGGUGGCUGCCUCGCUCUCCCCCAGCCUUUUCCAUCCUGACUCCUCCUCCACACAAGCUGGCACACCAUUACCUGAGAUGCACUCAAGUGGGUCACUGUGGGUUGAAGCCUUGGCAACAAGGCAGUCAAUUGAAACACUCACAGAUUGUGUGGAUGAAUAUCAAAUGUAGUUUUGUUUUUUGUUUUUUUUUGUUUUUGGUGGGGGGGUUUGGUUUUGUUUUGUAUUAUCUCAUCUGUGUUGAGACUUUAGGCAGUGUUACAUGUUUUAUCUGCUGUGGUCACUGGAGGAAUUGACCAGUCAGCAGCUGAUUGAAGCAAAGAGAAAUAUAGUUUUGGUCAAGCAGCAAGUGUGAUGAUUGGUCGUGUUAGGGGAGAGAUUUUAAUUAUUUCUGCUUACCCUAAUGGGGCUGAAAUUGUUUUUUUGAUUUAGCUAUUGUGUUAUAAAGGCUUUUUGUAUUCUGUCACACCAGGGACCUGAUUUAUAAACAUUUUGUGUGCAUAAAAAAUGAACGUGAAAGUUGGGUUCACCAUCUCCCACACAGAUGUUUGGAUUUAGAGAUGCAGAUGUUUCUGGAGAGUGUCCACACUUCUGCUGGAACCUGCACGCUGAAGGCAAAGUAGUAAAAAAAAACAAGAUAAACACUCUACUUUAUGUCCCCUGAUUUAGAGUUAAGAAUUAAAAGAUUUAUAACACCUUAAUGUGUUUGUAAGCAGAUAUAAGGUUUGUUAAUGAAUUUGUCACCAACUAUAACUCCUAAGUGGAGGCUGCUAUAUAAACAGAUGAAUCACAGUAUAAUAAAACACAGUUGAAAUACUGUAAAAUAUGUCCUCAUAGGAGAAGUUAUAAUUGUUGAUAAAUACUAUACAUUAAUAAACACUUAGCCUUGCAUACAGCUCCAUUAGUGUUUACAAAUAAUCCUAUUAAAUGUGUGUAUUUGACCAAUUAAUCUGCAAUAAUAAUAACAAUGCCAUAAAAUUUAAUGUAUUGCUAAUCCAUCUCACACAAUUUAUGAUACUUAAUAUAUAAAUUACCGGCUACACAAUUCUGUGAACUUUGACCCUCAUCUCUGGCUUUUUACCAGUUAGCCAUUGAUAUUAUCAUUUCAGAAUAAUUUAGCUGCCUGAUCCUGCAGUGCUCACUGCUGCUUUGGCAUAUAUGCUUCAUUUUCUCUCAUCCAGAAACAAGAGAGUUUUAGUCUGUGUGGCCCUCCUUUAAUAUUUCUCCUUGUGAUUUGUAGCCUGACUUCUCUGUUGUCCUGUACAAACACUAGAAUGUCAAACUGACUGAUGUGUGUAUUAACACUCACAACAGGCCUGUCAUUAAUCAUUCAUGUUUAAUUAUGGGAGUUAACAGGGCAGGAUAAUGAGGCUGGUGACAUGCUCGAUGGGAUCUCUGAGUUAAGGUGAGGGGUUUUUUUUGUUGUUGUUUUUUUGGAGCACACACAACUUUAUAAAUGAGGUCCCCACUCCUUCUUCUGCUGCUUUAAUUUGAACCAUAGGCUGUUGAGAGUGCAACAACGCUUCUCUUGUGGGGAAAGCGUUAAGAAUUAAAGACACUAGCAGACAUAAUCACAUGAAACACAGGUGUACACAUUCUCCCCAAACAAAUAUCUGGUUUUGUUUUGGGUUAUUGUGACAUGUAAAACCUUUUUUUUAUUGUACAGAUAGUUGGGAAAAUACAGUAAUGAUUUGAUUGUGCCAAUUGUAUUUUUUUGUUGUUUUUUUAUCUGUAAGAUAAAAUUAACAUAUUGAUUAAGAAAACUGAUAAGAGACAAGGUGUAGUUGUAAUUUAUUGUUCUCUGAAUUGACUCCCUGUUCCUCUGACACAUCAUUAAAGAUAGAACCAGUAGAUAGUUAAAGCCUAACAUGAGUCACUCUUUAAUAUCAUCAGCAGUGGCUCUUUGUUCACACUAAAAUCAUACAAACUCUAAUUUUUAACUACCUGUAACUAAACACGUGAAGCCAAACAUUAGAACUGUGUGCUAUUUCUGACUGUACUGUAUCUCUUGCACUAUUAUCAGUGGGAUAUUUGCAAAAAAUACAUUUUGAUAUUUAGCACAGAGAUUCUAUGUUUGGUUCAAUGGACAAAAGAAAACUUUGUAACCAUGUUUUUAUUCCUUUGGUGAUUUAAAAAAAAAUUUCUCUGUGUUUAUCGACUCAACUGGAAUAGCUCAAAUGAAUAUUUGUUAACGACCGACCAUGUUUUUCUAGUGACAUGCUCAAUAUUUAAUGUGUUUUAAGUACAUUUGUUAACUUGUAUAACUUAAAAUAACUGUAACGUUUUAAAGCCAAGCAUGUCUGCCUCGUGGUUUAUAAUGUUCAUUCAAGUGGGGUCGAGGGUCUUUGAAGCCUCGCCACAAUGACCAUUGUUUGUACAUUCUUGACAUUUGUGGAAGCUACUAGCUCUUUUAAAAAAAAAACUUUCAAAAAAAAUUUCUCAUUUUUGUAUGGGUAAGUGUUAUCCAUUAUAUCUUGUUGGCAAUAACUUCUAUUUGAAUGUCCUCAACAAUCAUCGCAAUGUAAACGGCCAACAGAUCCGUCACGCUGUCCGCCUAUGACAAAGAAAUUUGUCUUUUUAUGUUUACUUUUAUUUUAAAGCAUUCUUUAUUUGCCUAUGCAUUGUUUUUUUUUUCCUCUAAAAGGUGUCUUACUGUACAUUUUACCUAUCAGGGUUGUUCUACAGCCUUUGUUCAAGUUGUGAAUGAAUGUCUGCGUGAGAGUGCAUGUGUGAGUGUUUGUGUGGGAGCGUGUGUUAUCAUCAUUGAACUUGCUACCAGUUUUGAUUUUCAGCAUGCUGUUGAGUUUGACUAGGAUCGAUGUAUCUUUUUACUGUGAUGACCUGACGUUGCCUAACUGUCCUUUUUAAUUUUUUUGAGUUCUUUUUUUUUUUUUUUUUGCCUUUGUAUUUUAUUUCCCUCUCAAUCGACAUUGAUUAGUUGGUUUUGUUCUGUAUGGCUGCUGACCAUGUCUUGACUUAAUGCUUCCAAAUCCUAUACCAACUGAACCAUUAAAGAAAUUUUAAACAGUGAAAA
This is a messenger RNA of Lates calcarifer (barramundi perch), 3622 nucleotides long. It is a transcript of the gene ctnnbip1, whose product is annotated as catenin, beta interacting protein 1. The transcript has 4 exons. Gene Ontology annotation, biological process: negative regulation of Wnt signaling pathway. Gene Ontology annotation, molecular function: beta-catenin binding. Lineage: Eukaryota; Metazoa; Chordata; Actinopteri; Centropomidae. The record is from RefSeq and is a predicted model, not a curated record. Gene Ontology annotation, cellular component: nucleus; cytosol; beta-catenin destruction complex. The coding region runs from base 185 to 430 and encodes 81 amino acids.